Molecule: messenger RNA, 3611 nt
Organism: Trichoplusia ni (cabbage looper)
Lineage: Eukaryota; Metazoa; Arthropoda; Insecta; Lepidoptera; Noctuidae
Product: serine/arginine repetitive matrix protein 2-like
Exons: 7
Coding region: 865-3336 (823 amino acids)
Biological process (GO): activation of GTPase activity; regulation of small GTPase mediated signal transduction
Cellular component (GO): cytoplasm
Molecular function (GO): GTPase activator activity
Source: RefSeq, a predicted model, not a curated record
GUUAGUAGAAAAUCAAAAUGAGUAAAUAGUUUUUUUAAAUAGUAUUUAGGAUAUCAUAUUUUUAUGUAAAUAAGUACUAUGAAUGUAAGAAAAUCACACUCCUCCUGAUAAUUCAAUAUCCGACAUAACAGCGACGAAACACGAAUCUUCAAGUGUUCAUUCCCAUGCUAAGUUAUCUAUUACAAGGUACUUUAAGUUUACGAGUAAAUUGGAUGCCAUUGUCGAGAGAUUUCAAACCGACUGAGCACAUUCCCUGUUUCCACUUCAAUAAUAUGAACACCGCGCCGCGAUCUUCAGUUCCACCAAAGGAAGUUCGCUCAUCCGAAUAGCCGGCUGAUAGGCUUUAUCAAAACAUCAUGCGUUGACUGACUGUGUCGCUACAAAGACAAUCACAACAUUACUAUCUAGGGAGAGGCAUACAAAACAGGCACAUGCCUCCAAGGCCGCUGAUACAAACAAUCUCGUUCCCGAUAAAUUAAAUUACAAAGCUUUUUGUGUAAUUUCAGCGUCCUUGAAUUAUCUAAUAUCAUAAAGAAAGUUCCCGUUUGUCGAUGAUAAUCAAUACAAUUAUAAUCCAACAACAAUAUUAUAGUAUCGCAUCAAUUGCUUAUUGAUAAUGUAAUACACGUCGGCUGGGGGAGUGGUUAUUACUUAAUAUCGGCAGUUCGGUUAUCAGGCCGGUGAUGCGAGCACAAGGGCGCGAUAUGUCGCUUCACGCUUAUUCGCACCGACUACCGGGUAGACGCACCUCCGCCAUGUAUCGCGGUAUCAAUUUUCGGAAUAAUAAAUCGUUAGUUUGAUAAAAUCACCAUUAUUAUUUGAAUUUUUCGUGAUCCUAACUGAGUUUCUGUUUUUGGCAGGACUAUGACCGCAAUAUGUUUCGUUUGCAACCUACCAAUAUUGUCUCAUCAAGUGGGACUAGUUUGGGCUGGCGGCAACGGUUGGGACGAGCUUACCAGAUCCACCUUAGAAGAGUCUACUCUGAGACAGAGACUUGGCAGUCGAAGGGAUUCUGCGGCACAAGUAUCUUGUCUCUCGCCACCAGAACCCGACGUCGAAAAUCAACCCAGAGGUGGACCCCGUCGCCGUCGGUCUUCUUUGGCUCAAUUAACCGACAUACUCCGCGAGUGGGGAGGUGGCGGCAGCGCUCCCCGCCGGCAGCGGGCACCACUCUCCCGCCGCGAGACGCUGGCGGAUCUCGCCCGCUCUUUACCCUGGGCGCGGCACGAACCUCCGCCGCGACGUCGACGAGACUCUUCUGCCGACUCCGGCAUUAAAUCCAUGGCCUCCAAACGCCGCGACUCUAAAGCGGCACCUCAAGAUUUUCGAUCGGAUUUUCCAAACUGGGAUCGAAAAGACUCAACCACUAUAAUGCCGUCAAGAGACAGACGCAUCAAAAGACGAGGCUCUGGCGAUGAAAACAAAGAGCGCAGAGAUUCCGUAGAUGGCCAUCGUCAUCGGCGUGACUCCGUCGCAGCACCACCUCGAAUCGUAGCAACGCAUAGGAAAAGGCGAGCGUCACCACCGACUCCAGCGCCACCAUCAUUUGUCGAUGCAUCUUCUGAUCCUGGUCCAUCGACACAUAUGCCUUGCGUGACAGUUGUUGCUAUUCAUGAACCCAGUCGAUCUGAUGGAGAAUGUCAAUCGAGUCAACCAAUGACAAUGCCUACUAUAAUUACAUCUGCUGUGACACCCUCACCUACAUCACCUACGCCACCAAAUUCUAAUGCAACUCAAACUGUACAGACUUCUACGCAAUCAGCUCAGGCAACUCCUGGAGGUCGCUCACCACCUAAUCUAGGAGGCCGUCGAGACUCUACCACACAAUGUGGUCGUGCUCGAAGAGAUUCUCGGGCUGCAGCCAGUCCAGAAAGAAGACUGGGUAGGUUACAACGCCAAGCUACUGCAUUUGAUGAUCCCAUAGGACCACCUGGAACUAGGCGUCGGGAUUCAGGCCCAUCGUUAGGACCUGAUGAUGAAGGGAGAGCUAGACGUGAUUCAUUAAGCCCUGACUCGGCAGUCAGACCCAGGCGAGAACGCUCUCAACUAAGUCCAGACCGGUCUGGUGGAGGAGAAUUAAGUCCAUCAGCGGCAAGACGUAGAAGCCGUCUCAGAAGGCAAGCUUCAUGUGCCAGGAUGGGAAGAGCUCGAAGCCCAGAAUCCAGUUCAUGCUCAAGUAGAGAUCCAAGUCCUUGCGCUCGACCGCCUGAAAGAACAAUGAUUCGAAGGCAAUCAACAACGGAAGAAAUAUUGAUAGCCCGCGGAUUUCGCCGGCAAUCAACCACAGAAGAGAUGAUUCGAUGUCGCAACUUCCGACGACAAAGUUCGCAAAGUGACGACGCGUGCAUGCGAGCUCGCGGCCGCCGCGACUCCUCAACGCAAAUACUAGAUGGAACUAUAGGGACCAUGACUGUUGAGACAACCAGCACCUUCUUUGACUCCAGUACGCAAACUGAACCAUCACCGCUGUAUGAUAACAACCACUAUCACGAGGAAUGUCUCCGCUGCAACUCCUGCGGGCUGAACCUCACCGGCCCCAACCAGAAACGCGCUCGCCGCUUCAAGAACCAGAUCCUGUGCGACCUGCACUUCGCGGACGUGGCGCUGAUGGAGUGCAGCGACUUCAUGCAGCAGUUGCGCAGCUUCAAGCCCCAGUCGCUCGGCUGCGCGGUCGCCCGGCGCAAGUCUUCCACCACGCUCAUAUUCCCGCUGCCACCGCAAGCUUGUUCAGAUGAGUUCUGCGAGGAGUACCCGCACAGCCUGAUCCCGACGCCGGGCUACUGGAUCGAGUGCUCGCGCCAGAAGAUCGCCACCGACACCAUCUGGGACGAGUCCGAGUCCGAACACGACAGCGGACCUGAUAGAGAUGGCGAUAACGAUCGCCACAGAAGAUCAGGAUCCCUUGACGAAGCAGCUGAAGACAGUAGCGACAAUGGCGGCAGUACGCCGAAGAAAAAAACAGCCAUCGAGGAACAAUGGGAGAGGUCAGGUGGCUUCGAACUCACCUCCGUGGAACAGGAGACUUACGAGAAGUACUUCUACGGAACAGAACACUGGAACUACUUCACAAACGAUGAGGACCUGGGCCCUGUUAUACUGUCCAUUAAGCAGGAGACGCUUAAUGGAAGGGACCAGUUCAGGAUCCUAGUCCGGGCAAUAAGCUACACAGUGCACGGGUUGAUCCCGGCAUCAUGCGUGUUCGCGGACCGGUACAACCGCGAGGAGGUGGUGCGCUCGCUCGGCAAGGAGGUCAACAUCAACCCGCCGCUCAUGCUGGGACAGUUGCCGGACACGCCUGAGGAACUGCUCAAACUUGACCAGGUAACAAAGAAAUAGAGUACUAGCUUUUACAUAUGGCUCUGCUUGAGUGUGUCAAUGUUGUGUGACAGUGUUCCUAUGACCCAAGGUCUUUUCUCAUGGGUUUCACUUUUUCUGCUGUAUCGGUUGACGGGGUAAACGUAAGAGUGUUACGAACGGCAGCAGCAAGUGUUUAGUUAGAGUGGUCGUUUUGUUCGAAGAUUACAUUGACUCUUUUAUAAAGGCUGCACUGAUGCACGAUUCGUUGAGGUCACGUCGCCAAACUCACUGAGCGGGGCAUGUCGCGGUUUCGA